AUGGGCUGGUUCUGGGGCUCGAGCGGACCAGAGGAUCCGACGAAAAAACUCGAUCCGGAGCUUCAAGACUACCUCAAGAAAGAAAGACCAACUACAUAUAAGACGACCGUCGAACCCUCCAGAGAAACUCUCACUCAACCUACACAAACACCCUCACAAUCGACAAAUACCACAGAAGACAAAUCAGCAGUCCCCGCAGCGUCUCUAUACCCCGACGGACGAUAUGCACAUCUUUGGAAAACCUACAAGCCUCUGGCCGAAGUCGAGGCCGCAGACAAUUCGACCACGGCACAACGAGUGAUUGAAAAAUUCAAACAUCGGAAAGACUCGGUCCAUUCGGCGGCUAUGGAGAACUGUGCAAUUGAACAUGAGGGUCUGACGACUUGCUUUAACAAGGGCGAUUGGUUCACGAUGGUCAAGGCUAGAGCAACCAUGUGCUCGGAUGAGAAUAGGAAAUUUUCGCGAUGCUAUACCACGCAAGCCAAAUUCCUACAAGCCCUUGGCUACGCUAGUUCAUUUGAAUACGACGAAGAAAAAGAGGAGCGUAUCCAGAUGCACGCUGAUAAGCUCUAUCACCAAAUGCUUGACUACGAAAGCCGAGUCGCAGAAGCCCGAGCGGCGGGACAGGAACCUCCCCCGAUCACAUCUCUAUUCAACCCAGACGCCAAACCAGUUUCAUCAAGCGAUAAGAUAAUACCGGGAGUGGACCAGCUUCCCGAAGGAAUUAAAUUACCGGAAACGUUGGACAAACUCAGUCCGCAUGAGAGAGAGCUGGAGAUCCAGUCUAUGAAGGCUGAGCUUGAGCAAAAGAAGCUGUAUUCGGAAGAGGCGGCGCCGUAUAUCAAAGCUCAGCAAGAAGCGCAAACGAAGCGGCAGGAGAGGGCUAAGAGUUGGUUUGGUGAGACGAUUGGAAAGUACAUUACAUGA
Talaromyces amestolkiae is the source of this 927-nucleotide messenger RNA. RefSeq lists its product as uncharacterized. Lineage: Eukaryota; Fungi; Ascomycota; Eurotiomycetes; Eurotiales; Trichocomaceae. The record is from RefSeq and is a predicted model, not a curated record. The coding region runs from base 1 to 927 and encodes 308 amino acids. The transcript has 2 exons.